Molecule: messenger RNA, 4234 nt
Organism: Salvelinus fontinalis (brook trout)
Lineage: Eukaryota; Metazoa; Chordata; Actinopteri; Salmoniformes; Salmonidae
Product: zinc finger and SCAN domain-containing protein 2-like
Exons: 2
Coding region: 272-1510 (412 amino acids)
Biological process (GO): regulation of immune system process; negative regulation of transcription by RNA polymerase II; regulation of cytokine production
Source: RefSeq, a predicted model, not a curated record
GCUGCCAGUGUGACGUAUAAUCUAGUGGACGGGACGCUCCUUCAACAACAACAGCUAGUCAGACACCUCGGUAGCUUUCUAGCAAACAUAGCUACAACAUUCACGCUCUUUACACUGUUUUGGCGUAUAUUAGUCGCUAUUACACACUUCUGUCGUAUGUACUUGUUGACUCAUUUAAUUAUAUAUUUACGUUGUUUGUCAGCUAGCUGGUUUGCUAAGUUAGCUUAGAACUAGGCUAGUCGCAAAUGCUAGCUAGCUAACAUCCCCGACCAUGAGUUCACUAAGUUUCUCUCCUCCUGCUAAAGAAGAGGCGGUCUGCUGGACGGAGAAAGAAGCUCUCGUCAAAGAGGAGGAGGAAGAGGAGGCUGUUUCAAUACAAAAACAAGUAGAGGGUGAGGCUGUUACCGUGAAAGAAGAAGAGAAAGACGUUUCAGUGAAAGAAGAGGGAGAUGCGUUCAGAGUGAAAGAAGAGGAAGAUAUGUUCAGAGUGAAAGAGAGGGAGGAUGUUACAGUAAAAGAAGAGGAGAAAGAGGAGGAUGCAGUUUUUGGAGUGAAAGAUGAGGAGGGGGAGAUUACUGUCACAUUGGAGGAAGAAGAGGAGGUUGGAGAUCUGUUAAACACCAGAGAGAGACGGGAAUAUCGUGGGUCCUCUGGGGAUCCUCAACAACCUCAUGAUGCUGACAAAGCAGAGAAGAGUCUCUCCACAUUAGAACACCUCAAGAAACACCCGGAGAGAUCCACAGGGAAGAGAUCUCACCGCUGCUUUGACUGUGGGAAGAGUUACUCAAGAUCAGGUUCACUAAAGGUACACCAGAGAAUUCACACAAGUGAUAAAUCUCACUGUUGCUCUGACUGUGGGAAGAGUUUUACUCGGUCAACCAGCCUGAUAUCACACCAGAGAACACACACAGGAGAGAAACCUUAUAGCUGUAUUCAAUGUUUGAAGAGUUUUGUUUCAUCUGGCGGCCUGACAGCACACCAGAGAACACACACAGGAGAGAAAUAUUUUAGCUGUAAUCAAUGUGAGAAGAGUUUUGUUUCAUCUGGCAGCCUGACAGCACACCAGAGAACACACACAGGAGAGAAACCUUAUAGCUGUGCUCAAUGUGGGAUGAGUUUUACUACCUCUAGCAAGCGGACUAGACACCAAAGAACACACACAGGAGAGAAACCUUAUAGCUGUAACCAAUGUGGAAAGAGUUUUGCUUCAUCUAGAGUUCUGACUGUACACCAGAGAACACACACAGGAGAGAAAUAUUUUAGCUGUAAUCAAUGUGGGAAGAGUUUUGUUUCAUCUGGCAGCCUGACAGCACACCAGAGAACACACACAGGAGAGAAACCUUAUAGCUGUGCUCAAUGUGGGAAGAGUUUUACUAAGUCUAGCAAUCUGACACGACACCAGAGAACACACACAGGAGAGAAACCUUAUAGCUGUAAUCAAUGUGGGAAGAGAUACUCUGAUAAAAGAUAUUUGAUUAAACAUCAGAAAGUACAUAUAGUUGUUUCAUGAUAUCAAUGAAUUAAUGUCACAAUGUAGAAUAUUAACACAUUGUUGUAGGAGUAUAUUAAUAAUGUCACAAUGUAGAAGCCUAAACAUUUGCCCCCUUAUCAACUGAUUUCAGCAUGAUAUGGAUAUUAGCCUUUUAACAAAAAGUGACUGACAAAAAUAGAGUCGUUACACUUACCACGUUGGUGACCCACUUGAAUCAAAAUGCAACACUUCAAAAUGUAGCGAUCUGUUUUCUACAAAUUGUCCUCUAACCAGGGAUGUACACAUUAUUCCCAGAUUCCAUGUGGUUUUUGAGCUGUUAGUUUUAACAGGACAUGCAACCUCAUCUCCCUCCUCUCGCACAAUUGAUUUCAACAUGAUAUCGAUUAGUUAUGACAUGUGUUGCGUUCCUUUCUUUAGCGACCCCUACAUUUAAAUGCAUCACUCCAAAAUGUAGCUGACUGUCUUCUAACCAGUGAGGUGAAAGAUAUCUCCUUUUCCAUGUGUUUUUUUAGUUGUAUUGUUUUCAACAUCACGUACAACCUGUUUUCCUCCCUAAUCGAUAUCAGCGAUUUAUUGCUGCUUGUGCAGUUUAUAAGGUGCUUGUUUAAAAAAAAUACAAGUAAUAUGAUUAUUGUGGCAGAUGUUUGUGUACAUAGCACAUUUUAUGUUUAGGUUUUCAAUAUAUCACAAACUGUUUCUGCAUAUUGGUUAUUGAUUUGGACACGUUAAAAGUGUGUUUUUACAUUGGGGCUAUUCCACGGAGCAAAAUGUAAUUGAAAAGAAGACUAUGCCAAGGUCCAAUAUUUGUUCGGUUGUAGUUGAAAAUAUGUAUUUUCGGGUCAUUUUUUAAAUUACUUUAAAACGUACUUUCAGUAGCCGAGUGGUUAGAGCAGUAACCGAAAGGUUGCUGGAUCGAAUCCCCAAGCUGACAAGGUAAAAUUAUGUUGUUCUGCCCCUGAACAGGGCAGUUAAGCCACUGAUCCUAGGCCGUCAUUGUCGAUAAGAAUUUGUUCUUAACUGACUUGCCUAGUUAAAUAAAAAGUGGACUAGAGUUCUUGAAGUGAGUUUUCGGAAAAUUUGAAAAAAAUAAAUCUAUUGUAUAUUAUUAAUUAGAAAUACGUGUUUUUAAUUGUUGACAGCCAGUAGACGCCAUGUUUAUAUUGGUGAAGGUGAAGCAUUGUAGUUGUUUAUAAUGUGAAAUGGAAGUUGUUUUCUGUUGGUGAUGAGAACUCAUCCAUCAAAAAUAUAGGAUGUAUUUGUUGUCUUAAAGGGGAAGGUUUUACAGGCUUUGGUUUUUCCAUUUAUGUUUUGAGGUUGGACUUUAGCACGUAUAGCUCGUUAGUAUGUAGGGCGCACUGAUUGGUGUCACCUCUUUAGUCAGUAUGUGUUACACCUGUGCUGGCUUGUCCAUCUCGUUAGUGGGAAGAUGGUUCACCUGAGCUGGUCCAGGUUCUAUUUAAGAGUGUCUGGCCCAGUGUUCCAGUUGUCUGGAUAGAUGUGGAGAGUCAACACCUUUAGUUGCUCCACCUUUUUGGUUUACUUCCUGUCUUUAAGUUUGGUGUGGGUUUUUCUUUUGUUUGCUUCUUCUUGGGUAGAUUUAGUGGGUCUCUUUUAGGUCCCAGUUGUUGUUGCUAGUCAAUUUUCAGCGGACACCCUCAGUGUCUUUCAGAACCCCUCCUAAAAAACAAGCUUAUAUGUUGGGUUGGAUAUUGCAUCCGAUUAAUAUUUUAAUCAAUGGAAUUUCCUUAGGGUGCUCAUUAGUCUUUCAGUUGUUAGUCUUCUGUUUGUUGUGUACUAAAUAUUUGUUUAUUUUCAUUGUCUUUUAUUAGUUUUUUUUCCUGUGAAGCCAAUGUGCUGUAUAAAUAAAGCUUGAUUUGAUUUCAACAACAAAAUGUUAUUUUUAUUUCACUUUUAUUUAACCAGUUAGGCCAGUUGAGAACAAGUUCUAAUUUACAACUGCAACCUGGCCAAGAUAAAGCAAAGCAGUGCGACAAAAACAACAGAGUUACACAUGGGAUAAACAAAAGUACAGUCAAUAACACAACAGAAAAAUCUAUAUACAGUGUGUGCAAAUGGAGUAAGGAGGUUAGGCAAUAAAUGGGCCAUAGUGGUGAAAUAAUUACAAUUUAGCAAUUAAACACGAGUGAUAGAUGUGCAGAAGAUGAAUGUGCAAGUAGAGAUACUAGGGUGCAAAGGAGCAAAAAUAAAUAAUUUGGGGAUGAGGUAGUUGCGUGUGGCUGUGUACAGAUAGGCUGUGUAGAGGUGCAAUGAUCGGUAAGCUGCUCUGACAGCUGAUGCUUAAAGUUAGUGAGGGAGAUAUAUAUAUGAACCCAAUGACCGACCAAUCGAAAUACUCUUAGUCCCUCUUAGUAUGAAAAUCAGUGUCAAUCCCAUGUCAAAGGAUAAACUACUGAAAUCAGAAACAAACAAAUGGAUCAACCAGAUCAAUCCCACUUUUCCACCUGGCACCUAAAUGUGACUUCUGUCAAACGAUCACGCCAAACUGCAUUAGGUUUAGAUCUACCAGGAUGGGCCUUUGACAUAGUCUGGACACAGUCAGGCCACUGAAUAUGCAUAAGCAAUGUAAAGAGAUGGGGUGAAUGGGUAGGGGAAAGUACAUUUUACACAAAUUACCUUCAUAAUAUCAAAUGUGUGUGUCUGAGGGGAUAUUAACAUUCAUACAGCCAAAAGGAUUAGAAAAUUACACCAAUAUCAGUGGACAAUUUGCACUAAUGUAAAUAA